AUACUCAUUUUCAUAUUUAAAAUUUAUCGUCGUCUCUAAAGAGAGAGACAACGAAUAAGUUGAUCCCAAAGGGGGAUCGUGCCUACUUGUAUGAUGGUCGUAAACCCCUAUUAAUAUUUUUUUUUCUUAGCAAAAGUGAUCGGCGUGAAGAAUCUUCACGCGCACGUGAUUUUUUUUUAUUUUGAAUGCUUAUGUAGAGUGUAUAAUUUUAUAGAUCAUGUCAACAGAGCUUGAAUUAUUGAGACAACGCAUUAGCGAGCUUGAGACUAAGAACGCCAAGCUUGAGGCUGAGAAAGCUGAGAUUGAGGCUAGGAAUGUCGAGCUUCUAAAGCAGGUUAUGGAUGAGAAUGCUAAGCGUGAUGCUAGAGUCGAGGAAUUAGAACUAAAAAAUACGGAACUUGAGGCCAGACUCUUGAUGUUGGAACAGGGAUCCUCGGUAGUGGAUGGGCAGUCACAGAACGAUAGGGAAACGAUAGCAAAAAUAUCAGCCGUUGAUGAAUCUGACUCCGUAAUAGACCAGCAAAAUGAUGUCAACACCAAGUCAAUGGAAGAGGUACCUGAGGUGAUUGCAGAGCAAUCGGUACCAGAUAAGGUAAUAGAUGAUUUUAUUCUCGAAGAAUCUGUCAACGUACCUGACUCAGUUAUAGCUCAGCCCAAACAGUGUAUACCCCCGCCUAUUCACGAAGUUUAUAGUCAGUUAAAUUUAUCAGAGGUGCGAGAUCCAGGGCUGUGCAAUCAGAAUGGUUUGACUCUCACCCCACAGAUCGAAGAGGUAGUUUUGCUACCAGAUCAAGGGGGGUCGUUAGAGGACAGAGAGAUGGACGCUUUCUUGGAUGAAGAACAAAAAGGAUUAGUGAGGAAAUAAGAUAAAGGAAGCGGGAGAAAAAGCUUCGAGAAGGUGAUUCCCGGGAGAAGAAUU
Messenger RNA from Rhizophagus irregularis DAOM 181602=DAOM 197198, 919 nucleotides. The record is from RefSeq and is a predicted model, not a curated record. NCBI's taxonomy places the organism in Eukaryota, Fungi, Glomeromycota, Glomeromycetes, Glomerales, Glomeraceae.